Messenger RNA from Rubroshorea leprosula, 1505 nucleotides. The record is from the annotation of a GenBank genome assembly. Lineage: Eukaryota; Viridiplantae; Streptophyta; Magnoliopsida; Malvales; Dipterocarpaceae.
UGGGAUUAUUUGGGUUUUUGCUGUUGAGGGUGACAAACCUAAUUUUUGUUUGUUUUGAGUAGUAGUUGAGUGAGCUUCAGCAAAAAUGGUGACCACAACAGUCGACCUUCGAUCUGACACAGUCACCAAGCCAACAGAAUCCAUGAGGGCUGCUAUGGCAAAUGCUGAAGUUGAUGAUGACGUGUUAGGUUCUGACCCAACUGCCUUCCGCUUAGAAGCAGAGGUGGCAAAGAAGAUGGGGAAGGAAGCUGGUCUGUUUGUUCCGUCAGGCACUAUGGGUAACCUCAUUUGUGUGCUUGUUCAUUGUGAAAUUAGAGGGAGUGAAGUCAUUCUUGGAGACAAUUCGCAUAUCCAUAUUUAUGAGAAUGGUGGAAUUGCAACAUUGGGAGGUGUACACCCAAGGACUGUGAAGAAUAAUGAUGAUGGAACGAUGGAUAUCGAGUUGAUUGAAGCUUCCAUUAGGAAUCCUAAUUGGGAGCUGCUUUACCCGACCACAAGGCUUAUUUGCUUGGAAAACACGCAUGCAAACUCUGGUGGGAGAUGCCUAUCUGUUGAAUACACAGACAAAGUUGGCGAGUUAGCUAAGAAACAUGGUCUGAAGCUUCACAUUGAUGGUGCUCGAAUUUUCAAUGCAGCUACCGCACUUGGAGUGGAUGUUAAAUUGCUUGUGCAAGCUGCUGAUUCAGUAUUGGUCUGUCUAUCAAAAGGUUUAGGUGCUCCAGUUGGAUCUGUAAUUGUUGGUUCCGAAGGUUUUAUUACAAAGGCUAGAAGGGUCAGGAAAGCCUUAGGUGGUGGGAUGAGACAGAUCGGUAUCCUUUGUGCUGCUGGGUUGGUUGCUUUGCAAGAGAAUGUUGGAAAGCUUAAGGAGGAUCAUAAGAAAACUAAGGUUUUGGCAGCUGAAGCUUUUGGAGUCCAAAAAAACUUUCCACCAGCUGUUCCAAACAUAGCCUUCAUAUGCCAAGCAUUCUAGUUUAAAGAACAAUAUUGCUUUGUUUCUUUGCCCCGCAUUGUUGACGACUCUUACUUCGGAAAUUCUUGGGAUUUUCGCUGGCUACAUUUAUCUGCAGGGGAACUAAAUCAAAUUAAUGGGCUGAGAGUGAAUAUCGCUUCAGUGGAAACAAAUAUUAUAUUCAUUGACAUGGUGGAGGGCUCAAAAAUCACCGGAGAGAAACUAUUCAAAAUCUUGAAGAAGCAUGGUGUCCUUGUGAUGCUAGUGACAUCAUCCAGAAUUAGAAUUAUCAUGCACAACCAGAUUUCAGAUGAUGACGUCAAGCGCACAGUGUCAUGCUUUCAGCAAGCUUUCGCUGGAGUACUGGAUGAACAUGACAACUAGCGGAUGGAACUGAUAGAAAGUACCGAAAAGUGAAAACUAUGGAGAACUAAGUGUUUAUCCUAUUUGCAGUUUUCAAAUAUAACAAUAAAGUACCAUAGUCUGCUUCUUGUGACCAUGAAUAACCUUUUCUAAGAAACCCCACCAAGAAAACUCAUAAACCACAUGUUUUUAU